UGUCGUGUGGAUUGGUGGCAGCAGCUCCAACUACAACACAAAACACAAACACAAACACACAGACAGAACACAACACAGUAACACUUCUCUUCUCUUCUCCACUGCCCCAACACACAACAACACUUCAACCUUCUUCUAUCAUUUUCAAUUCACAACACUAAGAUUUGGACAGAGUGCAUGUGAAUCAGGAAACCAUGACUUCUUCCACACAUGAUCCCACAGAUAAUGAGGCUGAUGGACAGCAGCAGUCAGAAUCACAGAUGCAGCCAAUAUCUGCAAACGGAAUUUCUCACGCCAGUAUUGAUAAUGCUCAGAUUGUUCAGUAUGCAGCACCUCCACAGCUUGGUACGGGGCAUGCCAUGGCACCACCACCUGCUUAUCCAUAUCCGGAUCCCUACUACAGAAGCAUCUUUGCUCCCUAUGAUGCACAACCUUAUCCGCCGCAACCCUACGGUGGACAUCCAAUGGCCAAUCUUCAGUUAAUGGGAAUUCAGCAUGCAGGAGUUCCUUUGCCAACUGAUGCAGUUGAGGAGCCUGUGUUUGUCAAUGCAAAACAGUAUCAUGGUAUUUUAAGACGCAGGCAAUCUCGUGCUAAAGCUGAAUCAGAAAAGAAAGUUACACGGAAUCGGAAGCCAUACUUGCAUGAAUCACGGCAUUUGCACGCUCUGAAAAGAGCAAGAGGAUGUGGAGGCCGGUUUCUGAAUUCAAAGAAAGAUGAGAAUCAACAAGACGAGGUUGGAUCAGCUGACAAUUCACAUUCCAAUAUCAAUCUCAAUUCUGAUAGAAAUGAUCUUGCACAAUCUGAUAAACAACCUUGAAAAAAGUCAAAGAAAUGGCGAUGCUGUAGACUGCAUGGAUCUGUUUGUCUAUACAUAUCAUGAGACAAAUUACCAACCAACAGCAACCUCAGAUAUAUCUUGCUGAUGUUUCAUUGUGUCAGUGUACAAUCCCAUAUGUAUAGGUAUAGAUUUUGUGUGGUAGGGAUAUGUUAGGGAGGUUGCAAGACAAAGCAAGUAAAAUGUAAAAUGAAGUGAUUUAUAUCAAAUGUUAUCUCCAAUGUGAUCCUUUCUAGCCUUGUAGGUGAGGUGAGUGAUAGGUGAGAUCAUUAUUGUAUGACCAUUUCUUUGUACUAUUUGGUACUAUGGAGGGAUUAGAAUUAUCAGAAGACAUGAUGGUUUGUUUGGAUCAUGUUUGUUUAGCUUGUGAGAAACAGAUUAAAUAUUGUAGCAAGUCCAGAAGGCCAUGAUAGAGCUUUUGCUUUAGGGGCAUUGAUUGAACAACCAAGGUAUAUUAUGUUUAUGAUUUUUCAAUUA
Molecule: messenger RNA, 1313 nt
Organism: Medicago truncatula (barrel medic)
Lineage: Eukaryota; Viridiplantae; Streptophyta; Magnoliopsida; Fabales; Fabaceae
Product: nuclear transcription factor Y subunit A-7
Exons: 6
Coding region: 195-818 (207 amino acids)
Biological process (GO): regulation of DNA-templated transcription
Cellular component (GO): CCAAT-binding factor complex
Molecular function (GO): DNA-binding transcription factor activity; DNA binding
Source: RefSeq, a predicted model, not a curated record